AUGAAGAGAAAGGCUUUGAGGGAACUAGAGGUUGAAAUCGCAGCUCAACCACUGCGAAAGCGGGUGAAGCCCCGACCUGCCGAGUACUUGGAAGAGCCCCGGAGCCUGGAGGGUCUAUGGAAGCCUUCGUUUCCGGUUGGGACACCGAGGAGCACUCUUAAAAGGGGGAAAGCUGUACAAGAAGAGCAACAGAGUCUAUCUUUUUGGCUCCACGGAGGAGGCAUUGUUAAAAGAGAAGUGGUUGCUUUGAUCCCUGUGGUGGUGGCCGUUGUUUCGGCUUCUCCGCCUUCCAAUGAGCUUGGACUUGUUUUAAGUGAAGGAAAAGUGGAAGAGAUAAUUCCAAUGAAGAGAUUGAAGAUAGACUGGGCUCCAUAUGUUCUUUUGGACAAGAUAUUAGACAAAGAAGGUCCUGAAAUCUUUGUCUUGAGCUGCAAGCAAAGAAGGGCUGCUCUCAAACACAAAAAUGUCAAGGGAAGCCGUGAUCUAUUGAAUGCUAAUGAUGAUGAGCUGGAGGAGUUGGACUUCAGUGGUGAAGAUGAGGAUCAGGUAAUAGAAGAAGAUGAUGAAAAGAAUGUCAAGGUGGAAGAAGAAUCAAAGGGACAAAAUAUUGAUCUUCGAGUUAGGGAAGGCGGCCGGAGAAGAAGUGUGGAUAAUAUAAUAAAGAUGAGGAUUUACAAGUUGUAUCCGGUACAAACACCGGAUACUCCUGACAUCAGAGUUUAA
This is a messenger RNA of Rosa rugosa (rugosa rose), 723 nucleotides long. RefSeq names its product protein HEAT INTOLERANT 4-like. Lineage: Eukaryota; Viridiplantae; Streptophyta; Magnoliopsida; Rosales; Rosaceae. The coding region runs from base 1 to 723 and encodes 240 amino acids. Gene Ontology annotation, biological process: regulation of cellular response to heat. The record is from RefSeq and is a predicted model, not a curated record. The transcript is spliced from 3 exons.